AUGUCGACCAGCAACGCACCAGAAGUGCCGCAGCCUUCUGCAGCGACCCCAAAUGGAGUCUACAAACCACGUUACAUAGAUAUAGGUAUCAACCUCACCGAUCCCGUCUACAGCGGAAAAUAUUACGGUACACAACGUCAUCCAAACGACCUCUCGGGUGUUCUACAACGUGCAAAGGGAGCAGGGUGCCAGAGGUUGAUCGUCACAGGCUCGGAUUUGACAGAGUCAAGGAAAGCUAUCGAAUUGGCAAAGGCACACCCAGGCAUAAUCUACACCACAGUCGGCGUCCACCCCUGCUCCUGCCAACAAUUCACAAAAACCCCCUCCAGCGGCUCCAUCUUCCUCACACAACUCAAAGCCCUCGCCCUCUCAGCCAAAGAGUCGGGACACUGCGUCGCCUUCGGCGAGAUUGGCCUCGAUUACGACCGUCUCGAGCUCUGCCCAAAAGAUAUCCAGCUCGAAUACUUUGCCAAACAACUAGAUGUCGCUGUCGAGAUCGGCUUGCCUCUGUUCCUGCAUUCGAGGGCUGCACACGAGGAUUUUAUACACCUGUUGAAGGAGCGGGAACAUGGGUUGCGGAAAAAAGGGGUCGUGCAUAGUUUUACUGGAACAAGGGAGGAGAUGCUGGAACUUGUAGAGAUGGGCUGGGAUAUCGGCGUUAAUGGGUGUAGUUUGAAGACGGUGGAGAAUUGCUUGGUGGUCAAGGAGAUUCCGCUCGAGAGACUACAGCUUGAGACUGAUGGGCCUUGGUGCGAGAUGAGGGCUAGUCAUGCAGGGACAGCCCACUUGCACGGGUAUAAAGAGGAGAAGGAGGUCAAGUGGGUUAAGAAGGAGAAGUGGGUUGAAGGUGCUGCUGUCAAAGGACGGAAUGAGCCGUGUAUGAUUGGCAAGGUUGCGUGGGCUGUGGCGGGGAUUAAGGGGGUCGGUGUUGAGGUUGUUGCGGAAGCGGCGUGGAAGAAUAGUGUGAGGAUGUUUGGGCUGGGUGAGAAGGUCGAGGAGGAGGAGCUGUGA
This is a messenger RNA of Hyaloscypha bicolor E, 1011 nucleotides long. Its product is annotated as Mg-dependent DNase. The transcript has 3 exons. Bases 1 to 1011 code for a protein of 336 amino acids. Gene Ontology annotation, molecular function: 3'-5'-DNA exonuclease activity. The record is from RefSeq and is a predicted model, not a curated record. Gene Ontology annotation, cellular component: cytosol. Lineage: Eukaryota; Fungi; Ascomycota; Leotiomycetes; Helotiales; Hyaloscyphaceae.